Molecule: messenger RNA, 2133 nt
Organism: Chanos chanos (milkfish)
Lineage: Eukaryota; Metazoa; Chordata; Actinopteri; Gonorynchiformes; Chanidae
Gene: cpped1
Product: calcineurin-like phosphoesterase domain containing 1
Exons: 4
Coding region: 134-1060 (308 amino acids)
Molecular function (GO): hydrolase activity
Source: RefSeq, a predicted model, not a curated record
UAACGUUGCAGACUUUUCAAGAACUGUUGGAGGUCUUCGUUUUGUAUGCGAAGUAGGAGUCCCACAGGGACUAACUUUUAACGUUGACAACAUCAGAGAGCGUGUUUACCUCAUUUCAGUUUACCUUACAACAAUGGCAAGUGUCGAUGCAAUGUUUCUCAGAGCCAAACAUCGGACCUAUGAGGGACUCACAGAAGAAGAACAGAGGGAAUGGAAGGGCCCUUUCUAUUUCGUCCAGGGGGCUGAUCCGCAGCUCGGCUUGAUUAAAGCCUGGAGGGCAGGAGGUGGCGACGAAGGAGGAGAUGAAUGGGACGAGGAGGUCCGGCUAACCAAGAAGGCGGUGCAGGCCAUAAACGCACUGAAUCCCAGGCCGCGCUUCGUCGUGCUGUGUGGGGACUUGGUCCACGCCAUGCCAGGCGCCCAGUACAGGGAAGAACAGGAGAGAGACCUUAAAGAGGCCUUGAGAGACACGGACCCCGACAUCCCUCUGAUCUUCGUCAGUGGCAACCACGACUUGGGCAAUACACCCACCCCAGAAACGGUGGAGCAGUUCUGUCGUGCCUGGGGCGAUGACUACUUCAGCUUCUGGGUGGGUGGGGUGUUCUGUUUGGUGCUGAACUCACAGCUUUUCUUUGAUGCCUCCAAAUGCAAAAAGCUGAAGGAAGCCCAGGAGCUCUGGUUAGACAGGCAGCUAGAGAAAGCCAGGCAAAGCUCCUGUCGCCACGUGCUGGUGUUCCAGCACAUUCCGCUGUACCUGCGUCAGAUCGACGAAGAGGACGACUACUUCAACAUGCAGAGAGACGUUAGGGAGAGCCUGAUGAAGAAGUUUAAGCAAGCAGGCGUGAAAGCCGUGUUCUCUGGUCACUACCACCGAAACGCAGGGGGAAAACACGAAGGACUGGACAUGGUUGUGACCUCAGCCAUCGGUUGCCAGUUGGGGGAGGACACCCAUGGCGUCAGAGUUGUGGUAGUGACUGCUGAUAAGGUCACUCAUUGCUAUUACGGCCUGGAUGAGCUAAGUGAAAGAGGUCUGGAAGAUUUUAAGAAACUGCUGGCCUGAUGGUCCUGAUGACUGCCAGUGAUUGACAUGUGCACCUGCAGGACGUUUUCACUGUGACUGGCUUGAGAGGUCCACUUCCCCUCAGGCCUGUGUGCUUGUUCAAGAGUUUCCAAGCGCACUCUGUGUCUUAAGAAAUCAAUGGAAUACACUCGUUCCCAUUCUGCUGUAUCUGUAUCUCCAUAUGCUGUAAUCUUUACGCAGUUUAAACCGUUCCCACAGAGCUGUUUAAACUGUUCUCAUUCAAGGUUUUAGUGACAGUUAAAAAAAACCUCAUAAUCAUAAUUAACCCUUAAUAUUUUGACUACAAUUGGUUCUCCUGUGGCCUGUGGAAUGUGAUCUAACCGGAAUCAACUUCAUUGAUUUUACUAAAAUCCUGAGAGCUUUAUUGUGAUGUAAAUACCUAGAGAUUUGUCAUCUUUUUGUGUAUGUUUGUAUUUGUUCAAAUAUUUCAAAUUGGACCAUCCUUUAAUUGACCCACUGCAGAAUUAUUUCACGAGCACUGGCUGAACGCUCUGAUGAGUUUCCUUCCCAUCUCUUUAUUCACUGCAUUUUCUCAACCCAGAGAGGAAGGCAAGGGAGAUGUCUCCAUGGAAACCUUUGAAAAUGACAACUGCUGUGACCGGCCUGAAUUUUUUUUUUUUUUUUGGUGGUGGUGGGUUCAUCAAAAACUAACUUGCUAACCUCUUUUCACAUGGUAGAUUUUGUUUCAUUUGAAAUGAUGGGUACUCUGAAAGCAUUAUAGAGGCACCACUGUGCAAUGAACAAAAAUAAAAUAAAACGAUAACAGCAACAACAACAACAAGAAAACAGUCAAGCGCAUAUUAAUAUCCCAGUCUGUAAGCUGCUUUUUUUUCUUUUCUUUUCUUUUCUCAACCUGAGCCUGAGUUUUUCCAUAACUCACACGAUAAACACUUUAAGAACUCUGGGACCGAACCAUUGUAGCCUCCUCAUUGCCAAGACCUUUCAACUGAAUCAUUGCUGACUCUGAAAUUGUUUUGAAUGUGUCUCAUAUAAUAUUUACUCAGAAAGAUAUAUUUGUACCAUAGGAAUCUUAUAUAAAUCAUCUUGGGGUU